CAAUCAUGGCGGUCGAUAUUCGACUUGCGAACACGCGUGUGAAGAAAACCGACCCAGAUGUCGAUGAAUUGCAGCAUUUAGUAACUCCUGGAGAUGUUAUAACGACGGAUGCAGGGUUUAUGAGAGGCCAUGGCACUUUCAUGGACAGUGACAAACUCCAUGCUUCAGUUGCUGGUGUUGUGGAGCGUGUCAAUAAACUGAUCUGCGUGAAUCCAUUGAAGACGAGAUACCACGGAGAAGUUGGAGACGUGAUUGUUGGGCGCAUCAUCGAUGUUGCUCAGAAGAGAUGGCGGGUGGAGGCGCAUUCAAAACUACAUUCAAUCCUUUUGCUAUCGAGUGUGAAUUUACCUGGUGGUGAAUUGAGGAAAAGAUCAGAAGAAGACGAGAGAAGGAUGAGAGACUAUUUAGUCGAAGGAGAUCUAAUCAGUGCCGAGGUGCAGUCUGUAUACUCUGAUGGCUCACUCUCAUUACACACCAGAAGUUUAAAGUAUGGCAAACUCGGCCAGGGUGUCUUGGUCCGAGUCUCACCUUCUUUAGUCAGACGGAGAAAAACCCAUUUUCAUAAUCUCCCUUGUGGUGCUAGUAUUAUAUUAGGUAAUAAUGGAUACAUCUGGAUAUCACCAACGGUGAAUGAGGACACAGAUAAUACAGGAGGAUUCACACAGAGUAUGCAGCCAGUCCAGCGAGUGGACAGAGAAGUCAUAGCUCGGUUACGGAACUGUGUCGUUGCCAUGGCAAAUAACCGAAUGAUGCUAUUUGAUACCAGUGUGCUGUAUACCUUUGAGGCUUCACAAAAGUAUGCUAUCAAGGAGCUCCUCAAACCAGAGGUUCAGGAUGAGGUGGUUAGUUUGGCGAGACAGCGACUCGAGACAGAAAGUUAGGUUUUAUGCUCAUUUCGGUGGAGAGACAUUGGACAUCGGAUACAAAAUAAGACUGGAUCAGAUAGCCGUGUACUAAAGACUAAGUCAUGCUGAAUGUGGCACUCGGAAUGAGAUGGAUAUUCAUUUGUGAAUAAUUGGAGUGACUAUCUCAGCGAUGCCCUAGAUUUCUAGGGUUGGGGGG
Lineus longissimus is the source of this 1062-nucleotide messenger RNA. RefSeq names its product exosome complex component RRP4-like. Gene Ontology annotation, biological process: TRAMP-dependent tRNA surveillance pathway; exonucleolytic trimming to generate mature 3'-end of 5.8S rRNA from tricistronic rRNA transcript (SSU-rRNA, 5.8S rRNA, LSU-rRNA); nuclear polyadenylation-dependent rRNA catabolic process. The transcript has 7 exons. Gene Ontology annotation, cellular component: nuclear exosome (RNase complex); cytoplasmic exosome (RNase complex). Lineage: Eukaryota; Metazoa; Nemertea; Pilidiophora; Heteronemertea; Lineidae. The record is from RefSeq and is a predicted model, not a curated record. The coding region runs from base 6 to 881 and encodes 291 amino acids. Gene Ontology annotation, molecular function: RNA binding.